This is a messenger RNA of Xyrauchen texanus (razorback sucker), 1606 nucleotides long. It is a transcript of the gene lrpap1, whose product is annotated as low density lipoprotein receptor-related protein associated protein 1. Gene Ontology annotation, molecular function: receptor antagonist activity; low-density lipoprotein particle receptor binding; heparin binding. Gene Ontology annotation, cellular component: endoplasmic reticulum-Golgi intermediate compartment; rough endoplasmic reticulum lumen; endomembrane system. The coding region runs from base 102 to 1142 and encodes 346 amino acids. The record is from RefSeq and is a predicted model, not a curated record. Gene Ontology annotation, biological process: negative regulation of very-low-density lipoprotein particle clearance; negative regulation of receptor internalization. The transcript is spliced from 8 exons. NCBI's taxonomy places the organism in Eukaryota, Metazoa, Chordata, Actinopteri, Cypriniformes, Catostomidae.
CAUAUGAUUUUUCACAACGCUUCCUGAAUACCGCUGCAGAUGCUCUAGAAAACAUUACUCCGUUUCUCUACCUUUUUUGUAUAACUAAUUCGUUAUACAAAAUGAAAAUGCACCAUAUAAUUUUGAUUUCUUUCUUCAUUAUGGGGGCUAUCGCCGGGAAGUACUCAAAAGAAAUUAAUGAACAAAAGGCAUCUGAAGGCAACAGUCAGGUGGAAUUUAGGAUUGCCAAACUUAAUCAGGUUUGGGAAAAGGCAAUAAGGAUGCAGCUUGCUCCGGUGCGACUGUCAGAACUACACAGUGAUCUAAAGAUCCAGGAGAAAGAUGAACUUCAGUGGAAAAAGCUAAAAGGAGAAGGCUUGGACGAGGAUGGAGAGAGAGAAGCCAAGCUCAGACGAAAUUUUAAUAUUAUUUUGGCAAAGUAUGGAAUGGAUGGGAAAAAAGACACACGGACGUUGGACAGCAAUAGAUUAAAGGAUCAUGAUGUUAAAGAGGGAGAUACAUUUGAUGACCCCAGAUUGGACAAGCUGUGGAACAAGGCCAAAACGUCUGGAAAGUUUUCUGAAGAGGAACUCCAGAGCCUGCAGAGAGAAUUCCUGCACCAUAAAGACAAGAUUAAUGAGUACAACAUUGUCAUGGAUACUGUCAGCCGGACCGAAGAGAUCCAUAAGAAUGUGAUCACCCCUCUGGAGGGUGAAGGGAAGGAAUAUGUUCUCCAUCAGAAACAUUCAGAUCUGAAGCAGAGAAUGAGAAACCUUAACCAGGGCUUUGAACGGCUCCGCAAGAUCACCCAUGAGGGUUACAGUGCUGACAGCGAAUUUAAGGAGCCACGAGUCAUAGAGCUUUGGGAGAUGGCGAAAAGAUCUAAUCUUACUGAGGACGAACUUAGCUCUCUUAAAGAGGAACUUGGACACUUUGAAACAAAGGUGGAAAAGCAUCAGCACUACCAGGAGCAGCUGGAACUGUCACAUCAGAAACUGAAGCAUGUUGAAGCAUUGGGUGACAAAGAACACAUAAUGAGAAACAAAGAGAAAUACAACACUCUUGCUGAGAAAGCACGAGAUAUGGGAUACAAGAUGAAGAAACACUUGCAGGACUUGAUGAAUAAGAUUUCCCGAAAUGGAUUGCAACACAAUGAACUCUGAUUACCAUUUCUUUGCCACCAUGACAACACUACUACAAAUUAUAAUCAUUCAGAGGUCACACAUGCGGUUUCUCCCCUGAAUUCUAAAAUGUUUUCCAAUAUUUAUGAUUUAUGAGUCUUAAAAGAUAGGGCGUUAGGUUUAGCUGUUUGAAUUGAUAAGAUUGGUUAUUUGGUAAUUCUUGAUACUGAUUUUUAAUUUUUUUUUCAAAACAAGUUUGUAAAUGGUUACAAGCAGCUGUAUUGUGUUAUUGCUGAAAUCAUCAAUAUUUUAUUAAUUGUGGCCAAAUGUAUGUAUAUUUAAUAAUACAACUUGCUAAACUUAGCAAACAUACUAAAGCAUGUGGAGCAUCCUGCAGUCAUGUAGGCUUAAGAAUUUAACAUUCCAGUGUGUCCCAAAGAGACCACAUCAAAAUUUAUGAGAUUUCACUAACACUUUUAAAGCUUUCAUUGCAGCAAUUCUCUUGC